GCUGUUUUUUGAACAUGGAGGGCGUGUGCGAUAGUGAUGCCCUUAUUAGCGCAAUUAAAACGCAAGAACUUAUUUGGAACUAUAAACUUAAGGAACACAGCGACAAAAUAAAGAAGAACAAUGCAUGGGCAAUUAUUUGUGCCCAAGUAAUUGAGAACUUUGAUGAAAAACCAGUUGAAGAAAAAAAUCAAAUCGCCAUGUUAAUACAGAAAAAAUGGAAAACAUUAAGAGAUGGAUACACCAGAUAUGCUAAAAAAAUUAAACCAAAGAGUGGUUCAGCAGCCCUCAACAUUCGGCCAUAUGCAUAUUAUCAGCAGAUGUCUUUUUUAAAGGCAAUAAUAGAAGAUAGACCCGACAAAACAAAUAGUUUACAAGAGAGUGAGCACACUGAAAUUACGUCCGGAGAAACCGAAAAUGGUCAAAAUAAAAUACCCAGAGAAAGAAACAAAAGAAAAUUAACUACUAAAAUCACAGAUGAGAACGUCUUAAUUGAAAAAUUAUCCAAACGUUUAGAUGAAAAAACGCAGAAUUCGCGCAUUGAUAAUGAAGAUGAAGAUAAAUUGUUUUUACUAUCAUUAGUUGGCGAAUUCAAAAAAAUUAAUGAGCAUUAUAAAUUAGAUGCUAAGACCGAAAUACUUAACGUAGUGAAAUACUUUAAAGGGAUGACAAAUCACACAUAUCCUUCGAGUUAUGGUGACAGGGGAUAUUCAUCGUUUAAUGAUUAUCGUGGACCAUGGGGUUAUAAUACUGGCCCCUCUACCUCUACAUCAGUGCCUGGUCCCUCUAGAUCAGCAACCGGCCCCUCUACAUCAAUGGCUGAUGACCAAAAUUCUCAAUUUGAAGACCUUUCAUCAUGUUCUGUAAUGUCCGAUGAUGUAAUUUCCAAUAUUUUUAAUGAAUAAAAAUUUUAAUAAUUACUA
Molecule: messenger RNA, 920 nt
Organism: Pararge aegeria (speckled wood butterfly)
Lineage: Eukaryota; Metazoa; Arthropoda; Insecta; Lepidoptera; Nymphalidae
Exons: 2
Coding region: 15-902 (295 amino acids)
Molecular function (GO): DNA binding
Source: RefSeq, a predicted model, not a curated record